AUGAUCUCCACAGAGAUCCGCAGCAGUGUGGCCUCACAGGAGGUCCAGGGCUGGAGGAGACCGCACCUCCGGAGGAACUCUGUGCCUCCUGUGCGCACCCUCAGAGCCAAGCACCUCCUGGCCUACCUGCCCCGCCCAUCCCAACGCUCACCUCACACGCUCACAGAGAAGGUGCGCUCACCUCACACGCUCACAGAGAAGGUGCGCUCACCUCACACGCUCACAGAGAAGGUGCGCUCACCUCACACGCUCACAGAGAAGGUGCGCUCACCUCACACGCUCACAGAGAAGGUGCGCUCACCUCACACGCUCACAGAGAAGGUGCGCUCACCUCACACGCUCACAGAGAAGGAGCGGGAACAGCCCGGUGAGGUCAGCUGCAGAGAGUGUCGCGACCCGGGGAAGCCCCAGCGCUCCCCUCUCUGCCACAAACGGCUCAGCUCCAGGUGGCGUGUCCGGGGGGCCUCCCGCGUCCAGCGAGGACCUGCCGGGGAGGCGGCCAUCUUCUCCUCCCCCGCCGCCUCCUGCCGCGGCCGCCCGCGCGGGGAGAGGUACGUGGAGGCGCUGGUGGGGGACGGGAGGAGGCGCUUCAGCCCAGAGGGGGAGCAGCGGCAGCGCUACGUCACCAAGGACGGGAAGUGCCACGUCAACCUGGGCGGGAUCGACGGGCGGGCGCGCUUCCUGUCGGACGUCUUCACCACCCUGGUGGACCUGCGCUGCCGCUGGUUCCUGCUGGCCUUCACCGUCUGCUACAUCGCCACCUGGCUGGCCUUCGCCCAGGCCUACUUCCUGGACGCCUGGCUGAGGGGCGACCUAUGGCAUGCCACGGAGCCGGAAUGGCGGCCCUGCUACCGGAACGUGGACAGUUUCCUCUCCGCCCUGCUCCUCUUGGUGGAGAGCCAGAUGACCAUCGGCUACGGCUCCAGGACCGUGACGCCGGAGUGCGCGGAGGGCGUGGCGCUGCUCAUGGCCCAGUGCAUCGUGGGAUCGGCGUUAGACGUGCUGAUGAUGGGCUGCGUGUUCGUGAAGAUCUCGCGGCCUCAGAAGCGGGCGCAGACGCUGGUGUUUUCAGAGCGGUGCGUGGUGUCGGCUCGAGACGGCCGGCUCUGCCUCAUGUUCCGCGUGGGCGACCUGCGGGAGAGCCACAUGGUGGAGGCCAAGAUCCGCGCCAGGCUGGUCCGCUCCCGGCUCACCGCGGAGGGGGAGUUCCUGCCGCUGGAGCAGGCCGAGAUCAGCCUGGGCCUGGACACCGGAGCCGACCGGCUCUUCCUGGUGGAACCCCAGACCGUCUCGCACGUCAUCGACCCCGCCAGCCCGCUGUGGGAGACCAGCGCCCAGACUCUGAAGAGGGACAGGCUGGAGGUGGUGGUCAUCCUGGAGGGGAUAGUGGAGGCCUCAGGCAUGACUUGCCAGGCCAGGACCUCGUACACAGAAGACGAGAUUCUGUGGGGACAUCGUUUUGAGUCCUGCAUGACGAAGGAGAAGGGGGCUUUCCAGGUGGAUUACAGCACCUUCGACAAGACCUACCCCGUCAAGACCUGCUGCUACAGCGCUAAAGAGAUGCAGGAGAGGCCAGAUCUCAGCUCCUAUUGGAGCACUGUCUCUGAUAUCCACCAAUCCCAGCCUCGUGAGCACCUGUGGGCUGAGCACAGAGCUGGAGUGGGCUCAUAUAUACACAGCAGUGAGAGGAACAUCUGUGAUGUGUACGCCAAAGUAUGA
This is a messenger RNA of Conger conger (European conger), 1719 nucleotides long. Its product is annotated as G protein-activated inward rectifier potassium channel 3-like. Gene Ontology annotation, biological process: regulation of monoatomic ion transmembrane transport; potassium ion import across plasma membrane. NCBI's taxonomy places the organism in Eukaryota, Metazoa, Chordata, Actinopteri, Anguilliformes, Congridae. The record is from RefSeq and is a predicted model, not a curated record. Gene Ontology annotation, cellular component: plasma membrane. The coding region runs from base 1 to 1719 and encodes 572 amino acids. Gene Ontology annotation, molecular function: inward rectifier potassium channel activity. The transcript is spliced from 3 exons.